Drosophila erecta is the source of this 1835-nucleotide messenger RNA. It is a transcript of the gene Cyp6t1, whose product is annotated as probable cytochrome P450 6t1. Gene Ontology annotation, biological process: response to DDT; insecticide catabolic process. Gene Ontology annotation, molecular function: monooxygenase activity; iron ion binding; oxidoreductase activity, acting on paired donors, with incorporation or reduction of molecular oxygen. Lineage: Eukaryota; Metazoa; Arthropoda; Insecta; Diptera; Drosophilidae. The transcript has a single exon. The record is from RefSeq and is a predicted model, not a curated record. The coding region runs from base 15 to 1604 and encodes 529 amino acids.
CCCGUCAAGUAACCAUGAUUAUCGUAGUUUUUGCACUUUUUGCGGCUGCCCUUGGAGUUGGAUGUCUACUUGCUGUCACCGCCGUUGGCGGUGGAUGUCUCCUUGUUUUGGGAAUCGCCUGGCUGUGGCAACAUCGGCACUUCGGGCACUGGCGACGGCUGGGCGUGCCCUGUGUUCCGGCUGCUCCAUUUGUGGGGAAUGUGUGGCGCCUCUUGCGCGGAGCCUGCUGCUUCGGCGAUCAGUUUCGCGAGUUGUACGAGAGCAAGGAGGCUGCCGGGCGCGCCUUCGUGGGCAUCCACGUGCUGCACAACCACGCACUGCUCCUCCGAGAUCCGGCUCUGAUCAAGCGCGUCAUGGUGGAAGACUUUGCCCAGUUCUCGAGCCGCUUUGAGACCACGGACUCCACUCGUGACACGAUGGGCUCGCAGAACCUCUUCUUUUCCAAGUACGAGACUUGGCGGCAGACGCACAAGCUCUUUGCGCCCUUCUUCGCUGCCGGAAAGGUGCGCCAGAUGUACGGGCUUCUGGAGCACAUUGGACAGCGGCUGGAGGAGCACAUGGAACGGCAGCUGGGUGGCAGGGACAGCAUGGAGCUGGAGGUCAAGCAGUUGUGCGCUCUCUUCACCACGGACAUCAUUGCAUCACUGGCCUUUGGCAUAGAGGCGCGCAGCUUGCAGAAUCCCGAGGCCGAGUUCCGCCGCAUGUGCAUCGAGGUCAACGACCCCAGGCCAAAGCGCCUGCUGCACCUCUUCACAAUGUUCUUCUUUCCGCGCCUGGCGCACCGGGUGCGCACCCAUCUGUACUCCGAGGAGUACGAGCGGUUCAUGCGCAAGUCCAUGGACUAUGUGCUGACCCAACGCGCCACAAGUGGCGAGAAGCGCCACGACCUAAUCGAUAUAUUCCUGCAGCUGCAGCGUACGGAGUCGGCGGACAGCAUAAUCCAUCGGCCGGAUUUCUUCGCAGCCCAGGCUGCUUUUCUGCUCUUGGCUGGCUUCGACACCUCCUCGUCCACCAUAACCUUUGCCCUCUACGAGCUGGCCAAGAACGCCACCAUUCAGCACCGCCUGCGGACGGAGCUCCGAUCUGCGCUGCACUCUAGCCAGGAUCGGCAGCUGGGCUGCGACAGCGUCUCCGGAUUGCCAUACCUGCGACAGGUGGUCGAUGAAGUCUUGCGGCUUUAUCCGCCCACGGCGUUCCUGGACAGAUGCUGCAAUUCCUCGGCGGGCUAUGACCUCUCACCCUGGAACGGCGGAUCGCCGUUCACACUGCGUGCAGGCACGCCUGUCUACAUAUCGGUACUGGGACUCCAUCGAGAUGCACAGUACUGGCCCAGCCCGGAAGUCUUUGACCCGGAGCGCUUCUCGGCCGAGCAGCGGCAACAGCACCAUCCCAUGACGUACUUGCCCUUCGGCGCGGGACCAAGGGGUUGCAUUGGGACGCUUCUGGGGCAGCUGGAGAUAAAGGUUGGACUGCUGCACAUCUUGAGGCACUUCCGGGUGGAGCUCUGCGAGAGGAGCCUGCCGCAAAUGCGGUUCGAUCCCAAGUCCUUUGUGCUAACUGCCCACAAUGGGACCUACUUACGUUUCGUCAGGAGUCCUCUUUGAACCACGUCUAGUAAUGGUUGUGCCAGGUCAACUUUGGUGUAUAAAACACUGGGAUCUGAGUUGCACACUUACUGUUGAGAAUGUUGCAUAUAAAUCUUCAAAGAAUGUACCAUGUGGAUAUGGACAGGUUUAAAUUGAUGCACUUUUUGGGACUUCUAUGUAAUAUUUGCAUUGUUUAUCUAGUGCAAUCUUGUUCAUCUAGUUCUUAAAUAACAGAAGCUAGUCAACGAA